UCAGUAUGAGAUCAGCGUGUAUUGUAUUCACAGCGCGGCACGCCUAGGGGGCCAGGCCAGACCUGAAAAACCAGCCGCCUCCUUCUCUCCGAUUCACCACAGUAGAGCGCGCCACACACACCUGUCAGCCAGGUACACACAACAAACUCGAACACGAUUUUCUCCAUGUCUUUCUGAUAAAUGGUCCUUUUUUCUUUGGUGUUCUUUUUUAAUCAGCCACACAGCCUUACUGGACUAUGCCCUGUUCUGUGGACUGAGGGGUUUGCACUGUGGGGAGACAUUUUUCCACAAGCAGGUGCGAUCGAACAGCACACUGGUGAAGAUGCAAGCCAACACAGCUUCUCCCGUGACCAACCUCACCACGGCCACGACCAAAUCGCGAGAACAAAUCCUCAUGCAGAGUGCAGGCGCCAUGAUCGCAAUUAUUGUUAUCGGCAUCGUCCUCAUCCUCAGCAUACUACUCAUCAUACUGAAGACAUAUAACAAGAAGAUGCACACAAGGAGGAUACUCAAUGGGACUUCCACCAAACCACGUAAAAACACGACCUCAACAACAAUGACGACACUGCAGAUGGAGAACAUGCGAGGCAGUGCCAACAUGCGAGGCAGCGCCAACAUGGGAGGCUUAGUACACUUGCCCAACAUCUCGGAGAACGGGUUCCAUUUACCACGAGCCGAGGUGGCUAACACGGCUGAACGAAUCAGCAUGAACAGUGGCUCCACUGUGGUCACGAUACAUAACACGCCAUCGAUCGAAAAUACGUAAAAAAACAAACAAAAAAAACAACAACCAAUAUGUGACUUCAAUGGGCUCCAUUGUGCUGUGUGAUGAGAAAACACACCCCCACAACGAACAAACUGAUCAGAGGAUGAUGACCAGGACAUGGAAAAACAAAAGACAGACCAAACAUUGAAUUACUGGCAUGUUGAGACAAACAUGAGCACCUCUGAAGGCCGAAUGUAGUCAAUGGACCACUGGGUCAGACUGUGGUCAAAUGGACCACAGGGACUCUCAGAGCUAAGCGUGGGCAAAUGGACCACUGGGGACAUUUAGGGUUCAUUAUAGUACUGAGAAAACCAUUCCACCAGGACCAGUGGCCAUUUCACCUAAUAAUCCUACUUUGUGGUCUCUGGAAAAUGAAACUAUCCAGUUUUAUAAUAGGGACCUCACAUGUCAUGACUGAACAAGUAAUACAGUGUGUGGUAUCACAUAUAAACAGUUUCCUGUGAGUCCAAGUGCAAAGACAGUAAUAAAAAGAGUGAAGGUUGUAACGUGUAACUAUUGCACUAACAAUAACUGAUGUUUCCCUUUACUUAAAACUAAGAUCAACAGAAAACCCUUUUAGUCUAAGGGCAGUUGUUAAAUGGUCAGUAGAUGUUUAAUAUGCCACCACAGCAUUGCUGAAUUCUCGAACCAGAAGAAGCUGUAACAAACAAAAGGUGUAUAUUAACACAUCUGUGUACAUCAUUCUAAUAGGUUGUCGUUUCUAUAGCAACAGCUCAUUCACACAUUAAAAAUGUGUUGUUAUUUAAAUGUA
Messenger RNA from Ictalurus punctatus (channel catfish), 1538 nucleotides. RefSeq names its product non-compact myelin associated protein (gene ncmap). The coding region runs from base 323 to 766 and encodes 147 amino acids. Gene Ontology annotation, biological process: regulation of myelination. Gene Ontology annotation, molecular function: structural constituent of myelin sheath. The record is from RefSeq and is a predicted model, not a curated record. Gene Ontology annotation, cellular component: plasma membrane; paranode region of axon; Schmidt-Lanterman incisure. NCBI's taxonomy places the organism in Eukaryota, Metazoa, Chordata, Actinopteri, Siluriformes, Ictaluridae. The transcript has 4 exons.